UCCGCCCCUCCGGAGAAAGAGUUCGGGAGAGUCCCAAGGUGAAGUUCGCGCCCCUCCUGCCUCACACUCAUUUCGCGUUAAAGUGCAGUGCCCUUCUCCAAUCUAUUUGUGCCAGCCAACCGCCGGCCGUGUCCGCUUUGCACUGCCUUUGGAAGUUUAGGAGCUGCAAUGGGCGCCGCGGCCUCGUCGGCUCUGACGAGCCUCCGCCUUGCACUCCCAGGCUCAGCUCAGUCCAGGGCCGCCUGGAUCGGGGCUGCGGCGCUGGGACUGGCCGUAGCCACGGCUCUGGGGGCCGCGGCCUGGAGCACUAGGGACCGGCGGCGCCGGCGGCGGCGGAGCCUCAAACAAGUGGGCACUGUAACGGAGAUCUGUAUCUACCCCAUCAAGUCUUGCAAGGGAGUGAUUGUGAAUGAGGCCGAAUGCACGGAGAUGGGGCUGCGCAGCGGCAACCUGAGGGACAGGUUUUGGCUGGUGAUAAGGGAAGAUGGUCACAUGGUCACUGGAAGACAGGAGCCUCAAUUGGUGCUGAUUUCCAUAGCAUGGGACAAUGACCAAAUGACCCUCAGUGCUCCAGAUAUGGAUGAUUUGAUUGUUCCUAGAAAAGUACCCUCCACCAAUGCUAUUCGGAAUUGCAGGAUAUUUGGCGUUGACAUUCAGGGUAGAGACUGUGGAGAUGAAGUAUCUCAGUGGAUCACCAGCUUCUUAAAAACAGAGACAUGUCGACUGGUUCAGUUUGAAACUCACAUGAAUGGAAGAAAGUCAAAAGAAAUUUUCUUUCCCUUUGUUCAGAAUUACCAGGUGGCUUAUCCUGACUGCAGCCCCAUCAUGAUGAUCUCAGAAGCUUCCCUGUCAGAUCUUAAUACCAGACUUGAGAAGAAAAUAAAGAUGGAACAAUUUAGGCCAAAUAUUGUGGUGACUGGUUGCAAUGCUUUUGAAGAGGAUACCUGGGAUGAAAUCCUAAUUGGGAGUGUUGAAAUGAAAAAGAUUUUGUCUUGCCCCAGAUGUAUCAUGACCACAGUGGACCCAGACACUGGGAUCAUAACCAGGAAAGAGCCCCUGGAAACACUGAAGAGUUACCGCCUUUGUGAUCCAGCUGAGAAGCAUAUAUACAAGUCAUCCCCACUCUUUGGGAUGUAUUUUUCAGUGGAAAAAAUUGGAAGUCUGAAAGUUGGUGACCCUGUGUAUCUGAUAACUCAGUGAUGGAAAUCAGGUGAUAAGUGCUACAUAGUUGAUAUGGUUACAAUACUGGAAAUGGACUGAUCAGGAUCAGACAGCGACAUCUUGACAGACCCUAUAACAUAAAACCUUUUAGUAAAUUUGUCUUGGAAAAACCUUAUACUACUUCUGACUGUAUUGACAUGUAUGUUCUGUAUGUUAAUAUGACAAAAGGGAAAGGUCUAGUGGGAGAGGGUAGGGGAAGAAAUAAUAAUAAUAAUAAGAUAAACUUUAGAUGCCCAUUUAUUGGGGAAUAGCUAAAUGAAUUUUGGUACAUGAAUUUAAUGGAAUAUUAAUGUGCUGUAAGAAAUGAUUGGGGAAGUUAGAUGGCAUGGUGGAUAUAGUGGAUAGGGCACCAGCCUUGAAGUCAGGGGGAACUGAAUUCAAAUUUGAUCUAAAACACUUAACAUUUACUAGCUGUGUGACCCUGGGCAAGUCAACCCCAAUUGCCUCACAAAAAAAAAAGAAAAAAUGAUGAAUGUGAUGGAUAUAGAGGACUAUAGAAAGAUCUACAUAAGUUGAUGCAGAGUGAAAUAGAAAAGAGAAAAUAGUAACCACAGUGAUUACAAUGAUACAAAUGAAAUUAAACAGAAUUAAUGUUACAGAAUGAUACAGAAAUAAUCAAAAGAAUCAAAAGAAAAAGUUUAAAAUUUGGAAAGAACAAGUAUGACCCAAAAGAUAGAAAUAAGAAGACACCCUUCUGUCAGUCUUUUGAAGAAAUGGGAUGCCUACAGGUGUGUUGUGCUGCACAUAUUUUCAGAAUUUUUUGGUGUAUUUUUUUCCUUUUCCUCCCUUUUUCUUUUUUUUUCCCUUUAAAAAUAUUAUUUGUAAUAUGGGAUGUCUCUCUCAGAUGAGAAGAGAAGAAAUUCUGGUGAUAUUAAAAAAAUAUAAGAUCCAUUUAAUAAUAAGCUAAUUAAAAUGACAUCUUAAAUUCCUAACUUUGCUAAUAUUGAGAAAAAGUAAUGAACCCUAUUACUUUGCAAAAAAGAGGGGCUGUUAGGUGGUGCAGUGGAUAGAGCACUUGCCCCAGAGUCAGGAGGUACGGAAUUUCAAUUUGGCCUCAGACACUUGUCACUUACUAACUUUGUGACCCUGGGUAAAUCAUUAAUCCCAAAUGCCUUGCCAAAAGAAAAGAAAAGUAACAGAAAGAAGAGUCAUUAAGCUUCAAAGUAUAAUGUUUCUAACAUUUCCCUAUUUGAGGAUAAAUUUAAGCUCAGACACUUCUUUUACAUCUUUCUACAAUCUUUAUAUAACUAGUAGAUUGUUCACCUUUAUUUUUCUGCCAGUAGGAGUAAUCUAAUCCUAGAUACUUGAUAUGUGAGUUUUUAGUAUGGAGAGAUGUUAUUUUGAAACUUUUCUAGGAUAAGAAUAUAUCUGAUCAGAAUGGAGCACAGGAGAAUAGAAUUUCAAUUGGAAUAGUUUAUUUAAGACAGUGAUUGACCUAAGAAGAGCAUGAAUAUUUUUUAAGAUAUUGAAAAUUAACUUAAAUUAAUGGAAAUUUCCUCUUUUAGUAGUAUGAUUAAGAAAGAAUUUUUCUUGACUCCAUCUGCCAUUGAGAUAAUCUACUUCUGAUUUUAUAUUUUUUAUUGUAAUAAAUAUAAAUUGAAAUUAAACAUUCUUAAAUUUUGAGGCUCA
Antechinus flavipes (yellow-footed antechinus) is the source of this 2850-nucleotide messenger RNA. RefSeq names its product mitochondrial amidoxime reducing component 2 (gene MTARC2). Gene Ontology annotation, biological process: nitrate metabolic process. Lineage: Eukaryota; Metazoa; Chordata; Mammalia; Dasyuromorphia; Dasyuridae. The coding region runs from base 169 to 1200 and encodes 343 amino acids. The record is from RefSeq and is a predicted model, not a curated record. Gene Ontology annotation, cellular component: mitochondrial inner membrane. Gene Ontology annotation, molecular function: pyridoxal phosphate binding; nitrate reductase activity; molybdopterin cofactor binding. The transcript is spliced from 8 exons.